Diuraphis noxia (Russian wheat aphid) is the source of this 1087-nucleotide messenger RNA. RefSeq lists its product as uncharacterized. The record is from RefSeq and is a predicted model, not a curated record. NCBI's taxonomy places the organism in Eukaryota, Metazoa, Arthropoda, Insecta, Hemiptera, Aphididae.
AUGGACAAAUCCUUCUUGGAYGUGGGCGGAGCGUAUGUUAACGAAUCUCCUAUUCGCGAAAUGUUUUUACAUUCUUUUUUACCAUUUUCCUCGUCCGCACUAAACAAUGGCGAUGAAAUCCGCAUAUCUAUUCAGAAUCGAGAUGCGCACACGUUUCCGAGCGAUAGUUUUAUCUACAUCGAGGGUAAAAUAACGAAGCCCGAUGAACUAAAGGCCGAGGUAACUAUGGCACAUAAUGGAUUGACGAAUUUGUUUAACGAGAUGAAAUACGAAAUAAAUUCCACCGAAGUGCAGCGUGUCAAGAAGCCGGGCAUAACUAGUGCCAUGAAAGGUUAUUGCUCGUAUUCGCCUGCCGACGCGAAUAUAAUGCAAAACGCUGCUUGGGAUAUCACUGGUAGAAAUGCUAAUUUCGUCAAAGACAACACGUUCAGUGGCUGUAUACCGUUGAAGCACGUUUUCGGUUUUUGCGAGGACUACAAGCGGAUACUGGUGAAUUGCAGUCAACAGCUCAUACUGAAUAGAUCGAUGUCGGAUUUGAGUUCGCUACAUUUCACUAGCGUGCCGGGCGGAGACUUGGCAACCGAGUCGGUCCAGGUUUUGGUGAAAAAAGUCAAAGUUCAACUUACUCGAGUGCUGUGGAAAGUGCCGGUUGUCAAAGUCGACGAUCGAGAGAGAUUGAAGCUGAUGAAAAUCAUCGAUAGCAAAAAAAUGAUWAACUGYGCUUUUAGAAAUUGGGAGCUUUGCGAGUAUCCGAAUUUGCCGCAAACUAACAGGCACUCUUGGAUGGUUAAAACGUGUUCGCAAGUGGAAAAACCUAGGUGUUUAAUAAUCGCUUUUCUAACGAAUACGCCCGGAAGCGUAUCGGACGGUUAUAGCGGCGAUUACGACGCGUGUUCGCUGACAAACGUUAAAGCGUAUAUUAAUUCGGUCGAAUAUCCGUACGAGGAUUUCAACGAAAGUUUCGACAAAAACCUGUUUACGAUGUUYUWUCAAAAUUAUGCCGAUUUCCAAAAACAUUAUUACGAGCGGUUUACGGCUCAACCGUGCCUGACGAGAGAAAAAUAUAAGGAGUUGGGUCCGUUUAUCU